CGACAUCUAGUGGCACAAAUAUGAAUGUCAGGUCACUCCACUGGCACUGACAGUUCCCUGCGUUAAUCCGCACCCCGGACAGGUCGGUGCGGAUCUAUGAUGCUGAGAUUUGGAUUCGCGUGGUCUACAUUAUCAGCCACCAGCAAACACAUCGCACAGGCCAGGCUCUUCACCGGAUCCCCUCUGCGCAAAAACAGUCCUCGUCCAGUAUUAUAUUACAGCCGGUGCACUGGACUACCACAAGCCCUCCAGUUUUGCCAAAAGUCAGUUCUUGCCAGUACCAGAUUGUUCUGGGACAGCUCCAGGUCUUCUGGAGUGAAUUUCUUCAGCAUGGCAUCAGGAGGUGAUGCACCGGACAGAUCAAAGACCCCAAAACACACCAAUCGCCUGAGUAAAGAGAAGUCUUCCUAUUUAUUACAACAUGCGCAUAACCCUGUGGACUGGUAUCCAUGGGGGCAAGAAGCCUUUGAUAAAGCAAAGAGUGAAGACAAGCCCAUUUUUCUUUCAGUGGGUUAUUCCACCUGUCACUGGUGUCACGUGAUGGAGAGGGAAUCGUUUGAAGACGAGGAGAUCGGAAAAAUCCUCAGCAAGAACUUUGUCUGUAUAAAGGUGGACAGAGAGGAGAGGCCUGAUGUGGACAAAGUUUACAUGACAUUUGUGCAGGCGACCAGUGGCGGUGGUGGUUGGCCAAUGAGUGUGUGGCUCACACCCGAUCUCAGGCCUUUCAUAGGUGGCACUUACUUUCCACCCAGAGACAGUGGAAGAAGACCUGGACUGAAAACGGUGCUUUUACGAAUUAUGGAACAAUGGCAAAGCAACAGAGAAACCCUGGAGUCGAGUGGAGAGAGAGUACUGGAAGCCCUCAGGAAGGGGACAGAAAUUUCUGCCAGCCCUGGAGAAACUCUUCCACCCGGCCCAGAUGUUGCCAACAGAUGUUACCAGCAGCUGGCUCACUCUUAUGAAGAAGAAUAUGGAGGUUUUCGAGAGGCACCGAAGUUUCCUUCACCUGUGAAUCUGAUGUUCCUGAUGUCAUUUUGGGCAGUAAAUCGUGCCAGCUCUGAGGGAGCAGAAGCACUGCGAAUGGUCCUUCACACUCUCCGAAUGAUGGCACUAGGGGGCAUUCAUGACCAUGUGGCACAGGGCUUUCACAGAUACUCCACAGACUCCUCCUGGCAUGUUCCUCACUUUGAAAAGAUGUUAUACGAUCAAGGCCAGCUUGCUGUGGCCUAUAUCACUGCUUACCAGGUGUCUGGGGAACGCCUAUUUGCAGAUGUGGCUCGUGACGUGUUGCUUUACGUCUCCAGAGACCUAAGUGACAAGUCUGGUGGCUUCUAUAGCGCUGAGGAUGCAGAUUCUUUUCCUACGGUGGAAUCCACUGAGAAGAGAGAGGGAGCGUUUUGUGUGUGGACAGCAGGAGAGAUCAGAGAGCUGCUUCCUGACAUUGUGAAAGGUGCCAAAGGAGCCAUAACACAGGCGACGAUCUUCAUGCAUCAUUACGGUGUGAAAGAGCAAGGCAACGUGGACCCCGCUCAGGACCCCCAUGGAGAGCUGCAGGGUCAGAAUGUGCUGAUUGUGCGUUACUCAGUGGAGCUCACCGCUGCUCACUUUGGCAUCAGCGUGGACAGACUGUCUGAGCUGCUGUCCGAUGCCAGAGCCAAGCUGGCCGAGGUGCGGAGAGCACGCCCACCUCCUCACCUGGACACCAAAAUGCUAGCUUCCUGGAAUGGACUGAUGCUGUCCGGGUUUGCACGUGUCGGAGCCGUGCUGGGCGACAAAGCUCUGCUGGAAAGAGCUGAGCGAGCAGCUUGUUUUCUCCGAGAACACCUGUGGGACGAAGAGGGGGAGAGGAUUCUCCAUUCCUGUUACCGUGGAGAUGAUAUGGAGGUGGAGCAAGCUGCAUCUCCCAUUGCAGGCUUCCUGGACGACUACGCCUUUGUGGUGUGUGGGCUGCUGGACCUGUUUGAGGCCACGCAAAGGCUCCACUGGCUGCAGUGGGCUGAAGAACUCCAGCUGAGACAGGAUCAGCUCUUCUGGGAUUCCCAGGGCAGUGGCUACUUCUGCAGCGACCCCUCAGAUCCGACACUGCUGUUAGCUCUCAAACAGGGUGAGGAGCAGAAAUGUGACAUCAUGUGUGAUGGUAUCUGUAUUAAUGGUGUGGAAAGCCUAUGGAUCUCGGCUUUUUUCUUUGGUAAUCUGUGGGUGGCUAUGAGUCACGGAAAGGAUAAUGAAGAUCUGUAGCUGUUAGUCUACAUUCUGCAUCACUCCACCGCUGAUAGCACCAGCACACUGCACUCCCAUGGACCCUCGCCUGGGUAACUCUGUUUCAACCAGACACACUCUGCUGAAACCGACCCAUUCUCUCCUUACGUAACCGCAUCCCUGUCUUUUAUUAUGCUGUAAUGUCCGUCUCUCUUUUCUAUCUCACCCAAACACACUGCCUUUUUUCACGCCAUUUCUUUUUCAGUCCCUCUUCUGAGGAAUUCCUAUAUCUCCUCCUCAACCCUCUUCCUGUUUCUGGGUACAAUUUGACCAAUAUAGAAGACUGAUCCAGUACAUCAAAGACUGUUUUGUUAAAGCAAUUGCUAUUUCCUUGAAGUAACACCACCUCCCUUUUAUUUCACGCUGUGCACCAUUCAUCACCUUCUGCGUGUCAUUGCUAUGGAAGUGGAAUGAGAGAGUGAUUUUUCAUUCUUUUUUUGUCUCCCACGACAAUACAAAAAAGAAAAAAGAUCUGCACACAUACUUUCAAACUAUAUAAGUGCCGGGGCUUAAUGUCCCGAAUGACUUGGCUCCAUAUUUUCUCUGCAGGAAUUGCUAGUACGAGCCGAUGCGAGCAAAUAGUGCCUGGGCCGUGACUGAUGGCACUGGGAAAAUGGCACUGACACCAAUGAGAUAUGGAUGAUAGCUGAGAAAGCUAACUGUUAUGUUUUUGUUGUUGCUUCUGAUAAAUUAAAAUGGACAUAAGACAGAUUUUUCAUCUUCUUUGAGUGACUGGGCCAUAAUAUAGUGAGCCAGAGUUGGCUCCUUUAGAAGCCAUGUGGUGCUGUCACGUGUCAGAAACGAGUCCCUUCACCUCUCUCUGUCGGUGGAAGAUGGAUUGCCUCCCAAAGCAUCUGCCACUCUACAUUUUACGCCUUGCCCAAACUAGAAAAGACCAAAACGAGUCAGCUUUGCCAUUUUGUAAAAACCACAGACUGUGAAGCCACUAGAUUUUCCACAAAAAAAAAAAAAAAGCUAUUGGGUUUCUUUAUUUUGGC
Carassius auratus (goldfish) is the source of this 3257-nucleotide messenger RNA. It is a transcript of the gene spata20, whose product is annotated as spermatogenesis associated 20. The transcript has 13 exons. Bases 97 to 2238 code for a protein of 713 amino acids. The record is from RefSeq and is a predicted model, not a curated record. Lineage: Eukaryota; Metazoa; Chordata; Actinopteri; Cypriniformes; Cyprinidae. Gene Ontology annotation, biological process: carbohydrate metabolic process.